AUGGUCCGCAAAACCUCCUCUGGGUUUUUCACAUCCAUCCAUGAAGAUCUCCCUCUACAUGUGUCGCGGGGCUAUGACCGCAUCGUUCAGCACACAGCAUAUCCUCCAACGUCACCAGCUGUCGGUCCGGCGAAGACAUUCUCGCCAGAGAAAUACACGCAGCCCUACCUUGAUUUUAUGACCAACAACCCUACCAUCUUUCACGCUGUUACUGCAUUCACCACGCAGUUGGAAAAGGCAGGAUACGUUUACCUAUCUGAGAGGACACAAUGGAAGAUCCAACCAGGGGGCAAAUACUACACAAAACGCAAUGGCAGCGCAUUCAUUGCGUUUGCAGUAGGGAAGGAUUAUAAACCUGGAAACGGCGUUGCGAUAGUUGCUGGACAUAUCGAUGCUCUCACAGCGAAGCUGAAGCCUGUCCCAAAGCUGGCCACCAAAGCCGGAUAUGUUCAACUGGGAGUAGCUCCCUAUGCCGGAGGAUUGAACUCGACCUGGUGGGAUCGCGACCUUGGAAUAGGUGGCAAGGUUCUCGUGAAAACCAGGGCCGGGAAAAUCGAAGAGCAGCUCGUGAAGCUGGAUUGGCCCAUCGCACGAAUCCCGACUCUCGCACCACAUUUUGGCGCUGCUGCUCAAGGCCCAUUCAAUCUGGAGACCAAUAUGGUUCCCAUUAUUGGAUUAGACAACUCAGACAUCACCGGAAAGCAGCAACGCACCUUGAACCUACCGGCGGGGACCUUCGUUUCAACUCAGCCGGAGAGGCUGGUACGAGCAAUUGCGGGCGAGCUAGGAAUUGAAGAUUACUCAUCCAUUGUCAACUGGGAGCUUGAGCUAUUCGAUAUCCAGCCAGCGCAGCUCGGUGGAUUAGACAAGGAGUUCAUCUUCGCCGGCAGGAUUGACGACAAGUUGUGCUGCUUUGCGGCCGUCGAAGGUCUACUGGCCUCGUCGGAUGAUGCGUCCCCGAGCAUCAUCAAGAUGGUGGGAUGCUUUGAUGACGAAGAGAUCGGAAGUUACCUCCGGCAAGGUGCUCGGAGCAACUUCAUUUCGAGUGUGAUCGAGAGGAUAUCCGAAGCUUCGUCCGACCAUUUUGGCCCUAACCUUCUCAGCCAGACACUGGCAAAUUCGUUCCUGGUCUCAUCCGAUGUCAUUCACGCCGUCAAUCCGAACUUUCUCGGAGCCUACCUCGAAAACCAUUCGCCCAGGCUGAAUGUGGGUGUGUCAGUGUCGGCGGACAGCAAUGGACACAUGACCUCAGAUUCAGUGUCUACAGCGCUGCUGUCUCGAAUCGCGGAAAAGUGUGGUAGCACACUGCAGGUAUUCCAGAUACGCAACGACAGCCGCAGUGGUGGAACCAUUGGGCCGAUGACAAGCUCCAAGCUGGGUUGCCGUGCGAUCGAUUGUGGAAUUCCUCAACUGAGCAUGCAUUCUAUCCGAGCCACGACCGGAUCACUCGAUCCCGGUCUUGGUGUGAAACUGUACAAGGGCUUCUUCGAUUACUACGAGGAAGUGGACGCAGAAUUUGAGUAA
This is a messenger RNA of Capronia epimyces CBS 606.96, 1524 nucleotides long. RefSeq lists its product as uncharacterized. Gene Ontology annotation, biological process: proteolysis. The coding region runs from base 1 to 1524 and encodes 507 amino acids. The transcript has a single exon. Gene Ontology annotation, molecular function: zinc ion binding; metalloaminopeptidase activity. NCBI's taxonomy places the organism in Eukaryota, Fungi, Ascomycota, Eurotiomycetes, Chaetothyriales, Herpotrichiellaceae. Gene Ontology annotation, cellular component: fungal-type vacuole. The record is from RefSeq and is a predicted model, not a curated record.